CACUCAUAUACGCAAAUCACAUCUGCUAACAAUUUAAAGUAGUAGGAGUUUUCGUCCCUCAGAAAACAAGUGAUCGUCGAUCAACAAUGGCAUCAGUUCGGGCCACGUUGCUGAUGAUGUUCCUGGUGGCGCUCGUGGCGGCCCAGACCCAGGUGGGCGAGGUGCGAGCGCAGAGCUGCCCGAGCCAGAUGGCUAGCCUGAAUGUGUGCGGGCCGUUCGUGGUGCCUGGGUCGAGCAGGAGGCCGAGCUCCGAGUGUUGUGGUGCGCUCCAGGCGGUGGAGCAUGACUGCCUCUGCAGCACUCUUAGGGUCGCCACCAGCCUUCCUUCGGCGUGCCACCUCCCUCCCGUCUCGUGUGAUUGAAAUCGAUGAAGACCUCGGUGACUGCUGAUCUGCUGGCUAAUGAGUUGAAUAAUAUAAUGAACUCUUUCCAUUUUCUGUUUAUCUUUGUUUGAUAUUUCCCGGCGUGUUUCCUCUGAAAACUCUGCGGAUGCCUUGUGGACCAGAGGUGGGAUCGCCUACACUUUCAUGAAAUAAAAGAAUUCUGGUUAUCGCUCUUGCGAUUUUAA
Syzygium oleosum is the source of this 568-nucleotide messenger RNA. Its product is annotated as stamen-specific protein FIL1. The transcript is spliced from 2 exons. NCBI's taxonomy places the organism in Eukaryota, Viridiplantae, Streptophyta, Magnoliopsida, Myrtales, Myrtaceae. Bases 87 to 362 code for a protein of 91 amino acids. The record is from RefSeq and is a predicted model, not a curated record.